UGUUUGGUCUAUAAGAACACUCCUCAUCUUCUUUUUUUCAAAAAGAACAGAAAGAAAUAAUGAAGCCUUAGAAGAUUUAAAAUCCCAGAAGAAAAAAAUACUUGAAGAAGUGAUGGAAAAAGAAACAUAUAAGGCUGCUAAAUUAAUCCUUGAACGAUUUGAUCCAGAAGCCAAGAAGGCAAAGGAUGUUGAGCCGCCAUCUGCUGGAGCAUCUGCAGUUCCAAGACCUGGCCAAGAACUUCGCCAUCGGACCCCAGUGCGAGAAAAUGUGCCUCCACCUGUCCCAGUUACAUCAAAACAGGGAUCUCCAAAAGCUAUGGGUCUAGUGUCACCACCACCUUCUGGCUUGCCAAGAGACAUUUCAGCACCCGGGGGACCUCCAGAGAGAACUCUGUCAUCAACCUCACCGCUGAAUAUGUUACCGCGACAUCCUGGAUCCCGUACUUCCUCAAUGCCUGGAAUGGGCCUUCAUCCUCCAGGACCUCCGUUGGCAAGACUUAUUCUUCCUCGAGAGAGGGGAGCCUUAGAUAGAAUUGUUGAAUAUUUAGUUGGAGAUGGUCCACAGAACAGAUAUGCCCUGAUAUGCCAGCAGUGUUUCUCACAUAAUGGGAUGGCUUUGAAGGAAGAAUUUGAAUAUAUUGCCUUUCGGUGCGCCUACUGUUUUUUCCUGAAUCCUGCAAGAAAAACCAGACCACAAGCUCCACGGCUUCCGGAUUUCAACAUUGAAAAUAAGCCAGCUGCUGUGAUGGAGAGCACAACUGAAGCUCUGCAGUCGGAGGAGGAAAAUGUACAACAGCCUGAAACGGAAGAAGGACCUUCAGAAGAACCUCCCCCAUUGACAGAGACAGGCCAGGAAGAUAACAAGUCUUCAACAGUCAAACAAGGUGAUGAGAUGGUUGAAUCUGCGGAGGAAGAGCAACCAGCAAAGGAAACAGAAACAACGGAAACAACGCCUGCAACCUCCCUCCCUCCUCCAGGUGACCAAAGAGAAGAAACGCCUGAGGGAGAAUAAGUGCCUCAUUGUUUUAGCUAUGUGUAUUUUUUUUUAAGCUGUUACUUUUUCAAGGACUGAUUCUGAGCUUAGACUCCCACUCCAAUGAAUGUUAAAAACUGUGCAGAUAGUAUUGCAAGAAUAUGUUUGAGAGGCGAGUGGGGGAUUAAAGCAUUUCAGUCUGGGCUAGUUAGUUGAAGUCUAACUCAAACAUUGAUUUGUAUUUUUUUUCCUUUUUGCGUACUUACAAAGAAAUGUAAACAUGCUUAAAUGGGUAUUUUCCAUAAAGUGAUCUGAACUAUAGUAUUAUUUGGUCUUUGAGCAAAGAGUGCUGUAAAUGACUAAAAAGAUGUCUAAGUUUUGCUUUAAUAAAUUAAGGAUUUUUUUUCCUGAAAAUAUUUAUCUAUUAAGCUGAACUAAAUCAAUUUAAAUAUCCAGAUGUUUACAGGAGAAAGGGUGCUUGGAUAAUUACCAAAAGCAGUACAUUUGUGUCAUUGAAACUUAAAAACUUUGCCACUCUUCAUAUUUUUCCUUGAAAGAAUACAGUUAAAGAGGGCAGACUAGAAUACGAUGCCCCCUGUUGGGAGGUUCUGGGCACAGCAGAUGAGCUGAAGAUAGCAUGUGAAAUAGAAAGCCUAGUUUGUGUUUACAUGAAGUGUAGGAAUUUCAGCACUUGAUUGUACUUGAAUACUGAGCAUUAUUUAUACUUGUACAAUAAUGAUGAUAAGUGAAUUUUGUGUAUUUUGUUAAGAGCAAAUAAAGAUUAUAUAGCAUUAAGGGUUUGUUCAAA
Molecule: messenger RNA, 1781 nt
Organism: Thamnophis sirtalis
Lineage: Eukaryota; Metazoa; Chordata; Lepidosauria; Squamata; Natricidae
Source: RefSeq, a predicted model, not a curated record